Messenger RNA from Chironomus riparius, 967 nucleotides. The record is from the annotation of a GenBank genome assembly. NCBI's taxonomy places the organism in Eukaryota, Metazoa, Arthropoda, Insecta, Diptera, Chironomidae.
UUAUAUUACGUUUACAGAUCCAGAGAAUAUAAUUUUUGUAAAAUUUAAGCUAAUCUAAUCGAAAAAUAUCUAAAGAUGCUUUAUGUGAUAGGACUUGGUCUGGGAGAUGCAAGAGACAUCACUGUGAAAGGAUUAGAAAUUAUUAAACGAUGUGAAUUAGUCUAUUUAGAAUCUUAUACUUCGAUUUUGACAUGUGGAAAGGAAGAAAUGGAGAAACUUUAUGGGAAGGAGAUUACUGUUGCUGACCGAGAUUUUGUAGAGCAAGAAGCUGAUAUAAUGUUGAAUAAUGCUGAAACAAAGGAAGUAGCUUUUUUGGUUGUUGGAGAUCCAUUUUCGGCAACAACUCAUACGGACCUUAUUUUAAGAGCCAAAGAAAGAGGAAUUAAAUUUCAAAUUAUUCAUAAUGCGAGCAUUAUGAAUGCUGUUGGAUCUUGUGGUUUACAAUUGUAUCAUUAUGGUGAAACGAUAUCGAUUCCGUUUUGGACAGAUUCUUGGAAACCAGAUAGUUUUUAUGAAAAAAUUUAUGCUAAUCGUCAACACGGUCUUCAUACUUUAUGCUUACUUGAUAUUAAAGUCAAAGAACCAACUUUGGAAUCAAUGACAAAAAAGAAGAAGGAAUAUAUGCCACCAAAAUUUAUGAGCGUUUCCGAAGCUGCAGAUCAACUGUUACAGAUUGUGGAGAAAAAGAAGUCUGAAGGAAUUCAAGAGAUAGCAUUUGAUGAAAAUAGUAUAUUUGUUGGACUUGCACGCAUUGGUCAUGAAAGCCAAAAAAUCAUUGCAUGUUCCUUAGCGGAAAUGAAGAAUUUUGAUUUAGGUCCACCGCUUCACUCUUUAGUCCUUCCUGCAAAUAAUCUUCAUGAAUUGGAGAAAGACUACUUGCAACAAUUUUCAGAAAAACCGUUAUAGAAAAAUUCGAAAACGUUUUCAAAUAAAAAUGUGACGUAACUUAUUAAAGCAUUUUUGCCGC